Messenger RNA from Microsporum canis CBS 113480, 6012 nucleotides. RefSeq names its product translation initiation factor IF-2. The transcript has 2 exons. Gene Ontology annotation, biological process: protein import into nucleus; mRNA export from nucleus. NCBI's taxonomy places the organism in Eukaryota, Fungi, Ascomycota, Eurotiomycetes, Onygenales, Arthrodermataceae. Gene Ontology annotation, molecular function: structural constituent of nuclear pore. The record is from RefSeq and is a predicted model, not a curated record. The coding region runs from base 1 to 6012 and encodes 2003 amino acids. Gene Ontology annotation, cellular component: nuclear pore.
AUGGCGACUGUCGCUGUCGAUAUUCCAUUCCUUUCUUCGCAUUAUGCCAUCCCAGAAGCCGCGUUAACUACGCUAUCGGAGAAUCCAACCGUAGAGCUCGUGAACCAGUUACUGGAGAGCAUCUCGACCAAGGCUCGCGAGACAGAGGAUCUCAAAUCUGACAAGCUACGGCUAGAAGUAGAGCUUGAAAAUGCUGUUCGUGGUGGUGAGGCUAAGGUGAAGGUGUUAAAGUCGUCGGUAGAGAAAGGGUUAGAGGAAGUAUCGAAACUUCGAAGCAAGCUCCAGGAAUCAGCUGGAACAUCACUUUCUAACAACACCGGUACAAAAGAGAAUGCUCGAUCCCAGCUUGAGUCGGAAAUCGGGACUCUCAAGUCAGCCACUUCUACGAGUGAAGCAGAAGUUGGAAGCUUCAAGUCACGGAUUGCAUCGCUAGAAGCGUCGAACCGUGAUACCCUUGGGCUUCUCGAAUCGAAGUCUGUCGCUUAUGACAAACUCGCCGAAGAACUCUCUAUACAACAUCGCAAGACUAUCGAUCUUCGUCGUGAAGUCACCGCUCUUGAGCAGAAGAUACAGGCAGCAUCAUCGACAGCCGCUAGCACUCGGUUCCGCGAACAGAGCUUGCAGCAGGAAGUAGACCUGUUGAAGAAGAACAAUGAAUGGUUCGAGACAGAAUUGAAAACAAAAUCGGCAGAACACCUCAAAUUCCGAAAAGAAAAAAGCGCCCGUAUCUCCGAGCUCCAACGACUGAAUGAAGAGGCAAACUCGAAAGCAGAAACGCUAGAACGAAGCGAAAAUGCUCUUAAACGACGAUUAGAUGAUGUUGAGCAGAAAUACGAGGAAUCUCUUGCGAAUGUGCAACAACUCAAGGAAGAAGCCAUACAAGCCACCGAAUCUUUCCGGAUUGAACUUGAUAGUUCUUCACGCCUUGCCCAACUUCAACAGGCUGCCGCCGAAACCGCAAAACAGCGAGUGCAAGAAUUUCAGAUUGCAUUAGAGAAAGCCAGAGACGAUGCCACCGAGCAGAUUUCUAGACUUCGAGGGGAAAUUGAAACCGAACAUUCCGACAAAGAGGCUGCGGAACGGCGCGUUGCAGAGCUAGAGCUGACUAUUAAGCAGUUGGAGACCGAAGGUUCUGCCGCUAGACUGCAGCCUAUGAGCCCUAGCUUGAAUAAUGGUGUUUCCACACCUCUUCGCCCAGGAACCCCUGUUGGCUCGUUCUCACCAAGGUCUUCACGCGGCGUAAAGGGCGGGUUGACACUGACCCAAAUGUACACCGAAUAUGACAAAAUGCGAGCUCUUCUUAAUGCUGAGCAAAAGAACAACGAAGAGCUCAAAGCAGCUAUGGACGAGAUGGUACAGGAUCUGGAAUCGAGGCAGCCAGAGAUUGAUGAGCUGCGCUCAGACCACUCGCGUCUUGAGGCUGCCGUCGUCGAGAUGUCUAACAUUCUAGACACAGCUGGCAAAGAAAGAGAGGCCGCAACCCGGGAGGCCAGGAAGUGGCAGGGUCAGGUUGGUGGCUUGGAGCGCGAAGGGCAGAUAUUACGCCAGCAACUUAGGGAUCUUAGCGCUCAAGUGAAAGUCUUGGUUAUGGAGGUCCACUUGCUCUCUGCUGGUGAAAAGGAGUACGAUCGUGCAGACCUAGAGAAAAUUGCUCGCGAGGGUAUCGAAGAGUCGGCGGAAGAUAUGACAGAGACCGGCCAGUUUAUCAGCCGCAACAUAACGACCUUUAAGAACCUCAAUGAACUCCAGGAGCAGAAUGUCACACUGCGCAGAAUGCUUCGGCAGCUUGGAGAUCAGAUGGAAGGUGAAGAGGCUCGGAAAAAGGAUAUUUCUUACCAGAAGGACCAGGAAGAGCUGAAGGAACUACGCGUGCGUGUUCAAACCUAUCGUGAUGAAAUGGCAAAUCUCGUCUCCCAAACCAAGAGCUAUAUUAAAGAGCGAGAUACUUUCCGCAGCAUGCUUAUCCGACGUCGCGAAACCGGAGAAUCCUCCGAGCCAUUUUCUCAAUCUCUUCCCCUGGGAGCUGCUCCUCCUGCUCUGGACGGUAGUACUAUGUCUACAGCCCCUGGCCCUGAUUAUGCUGAUCUCCUUAGGAAGCUACAAGCUCAUUUCGAUUCUUUCCGUGAAGAAACAGCAACCGAUCACUCUUCAUUAAAACAACAGGUCAACGAGCUAACGAGGCGAAAUAGUGAGCUCCAGAGUGAAGUUAGUCGCGCUAGUAGUCAACUUGCUUCUGCCAUACAACGUGCGGAGCUUUUGCAAUCUAACUUCAACUUGCUUAAGGGCGAGAAUGUGGAACUGCAAAAGCGUCACACUGCAUUAAUGGAAAAUGCGAACAAACAAGAUCUUCGUACGCAGCAGGUAGCAGAAGACCUUGUGGAAGCGCGAGGACUUGUAGAUAGUCUCACAAGGGAGAGCGCGAAUCUCAAAGCAGAAAAAGACCUUUGGAAGAGUAUUGAGAAGAGGCUGGUUGAAGAUAACGAAGCGCUACGAAAUGAACGCAGCCGCCUAGAUUCAUUAAACGCAAACUUACAGUCUAUGCUCAAUGAGCGCGAACAUUCCGAAACAGAAAGCAGACGCCGCCUUCAGGCAACUGUUGAGGCUUUGGAGUCAGAGCUACAGACCACAAAACGCAAACUCAAUGAGGAGACCGAAGAGGCAAAGAAGGCAACGCUACGCAAGGAAUACGACCAUGAACAAAGCCAGAAGAGAAUCGACGACCUUGUUACAAGCCUUAGUUCCUCCCGUGAAGAACUUAUUGCCACAAAAACAAGCAGAGAUCAUUUACAGUCGAGGGUUGAUGAGUUGUCUGUUGAGCUUAAGAGUGUGGAGGAACGGCUCGCAGUGUUACAGCAUAAACCUACCGCUAAUGUUUCUAUUCCUACUUCUGGUGAUGAGACUUCCGAAGCAGCCCCUGAAAAUCAACUUAGCCGAGAGCAAGAAUUGGCUAUUGAAGUAUCCGAGCUGAAACGCGAUCUCGAGCUGACCAAGGGCGAAUUAGAACAUGCAAAGGAGCAAGCUGAGGAUUUCAAGGCUAUCAGCCAGUCGACCGAAGAAAGACUUGAGGCGCUUAGCGAUACUAAUGAACAGUACCGUGAAGAAACCGACCGCCUUCUCGAAGAGAAGAAUGCUAAGAUUGCUGAUCUGGAGAAACGAGUGGAGGAGAUCACAAGCGAGCUCGCGACGACUAACAACGAAAUAUCGAAACUUCGAGACCAAGAGGGAGAAGCACAGCGUCGCAUGGAAGACCAGAAGGAAAUGUUGGAAGCUGAAAUUAAGAGACUCAAGGAAAAUGAAGAACGAUACACUGCAGCUGCACAAUUCCAUCAGCAAGAUCUCAAGGCACAAGCUGAGAUUGCUCAGAACGCCCAACAGAACUAUGAGAAUGAACUUGUUAAGCACGCUGAAGCUGCCAGAACUCUGCAAACUGUCCGAGCCGAAGCAAAUGAGCUCAAACUGGAAGUGGUCGAUUUGCGAACUCAGGCAGAGACAGCUAAGAAUAGCCUUGCCCAUCAAGAAGAGAACUGGAAUGAGUUGAAGGAGCGUUAUGAAUCCGAGAUUGGAGAGUUGAAUCGCCGCAGAGAGGAGGUUCUUAAACAAAACUCUCUUCUGCAUGGGCAGCUGGAGACUAUUACUCGUCAAAUAUCUGCAUUACAGCGUGAUCGAGCCAGCAUGCCUGAGAAUACCGAAGAAGGAGAUGAUUCAUCCGGAACUGAUUUGGAGGGUCUUCAGGAAGUCAUCAAAUUCUUACGCAGAGAGAAGGAAAUUGUUGAUGUUCAAUACCAUCUAUCAACCCAAGAAGGCAAGCGACUUCGACAACAACUCGAUUACACCCAGAGCCAGCUUGAAGAAACUCGCCUCAAGCUUGAACAGCAACGCCGAGCCGAGGCUGAUAAUGAGCAUAAUACUCUCAAUCACAACAAGCUCAUGGAGACUCUCAAUGAACUCAACCUCUUCCGUGAGAGCAGCGUCACUCUUCGUAACCAAAUAAAACAAUACGAAGCUACAAUCGCCUCCAAAUCUGCUCAAAUCGAAGAGAUUCAACAGCAAGCUGAACCACUCCAAACUCGCAUACGAGAACUUGAGAAUAACCUUGAAACUAAGGAUGGCGAAAUGAAGCUGCUCCAAGAGGAUAGAGACAGAUGGCAACAGCGAACACAAAACAUUCUUCAGAAGUACGACCGUGUGGACCCCGUUGAGAUGGAGGCUUUGAAAGAGAAGCUUGCCUCUCUUGAGAAAGAGCAGGCUGAGGCAUCUGCGGAGAAGAAUGCCCUUCAAGCUCAAAUUAAUUCAUUCCCAGAACAGCUCAAACAAGCAGAGGAGAAGGUUCAAGAUCUUCGUUCCAAGCUUACCGAGCAGUUCAAAGCUAGAUCGAAGGAGCUUACAGGAAGAAUCAAUGCUAAACAAGGAGAACUUAACAUUGCUAUUCAAGAGAAAGAGGCUAUUCAGCUCGAGUUGAGCAACACGAGAGAAGAACUCAAUGCUCUGAAGGCCAGUGCAUCCGAAAACCCGCCUGCGGCCCCAGCUCUAACCGCCCCUGAGGCACCACCUGCUUCAUCCCAGGCUGUGAUACCUGAACAACCUAGCGUUGAAAAUGCACAGAAUAUAGCGGAACUGGAGGAGAAGGUUGCGAAAUUGGAGGCAGCCCUUGCAGAGAAGGAAGCAGAAAUGGAUGGAAAGAUCAGGGAACGAAUCGAGAAAAUGAAGGAAACAUUGAACAACAAGCUAGCAGAAUACAAGACGGCUCAUAAAGAGCAGAUGGACAAACUGAUCGCAACCCACCAGCAAGAGCUUGCGGCCAAACCGUCUGGCGAGCUUCCUCCGGAAUUAUCUGAUAGCCAGGCAAGGGAAUUGGUUGCGACAAAUGAAACUAUCCGCGGCAUCAUCAGAAACAACAUCAAGAAUGCCGUGAGUAGGGAACGGGAAUCUAUGUCAAAGGCGGCUGAUUCCACAGCUUUAAUAGAAAUGGAGAAGAAAUUCAGUGAGGAAAAAGAAGCUCUAUUAAAGGAGCGUGAUCAAAAGAUUGGAUCUGCCGUCGAGCUAGCUGAGAAACGAUUGCUGGCCAAGGUCAGUAUGACGGAGGGUAGAGCCAGGAAUGUACAAGCCAAAUUAGAGGUCGUUCAGAAAGCUGCGACUGAUACGCCUCAAAAGCCAGUUGUGGAAGUUUGGGAAGUUGCCAAAGUUGCCAAACCCGCGCCGGCAUCACAAGCUGCAACUCCUAAGCCAGCACCACGGACACCUGCGGCAGCUCAGCCCCCAGCCCCUGCACCGCAAGCAACCCAGCAGGCCCCACCACAGGUACCAGCAGCUCCCACAACGCCUAUGAAGCCAGCAGUCCCGGGUGAAUUGCAGCAAACUCCAACUCCAGCAGAACGACCAGCCCAGGCACCCCAAGCGACUCAGGCGCCUUCUCUCCCUCAACCUGCAGCUCAAGUACAACAGCAGCAAGGUCAAGCCGCACCUAACCUGCAAGACCAAAAGAGUCAGCAGCCUCAGCAACCUCAGCAACCUCAGCAGGUCCAACAAACUCAGCCUGCCUCGGGCCUCCCUAAUAGACCUCCCCAGACUACUCACCAAGCGGCUGCAGGAACAGGCCCAGGGGUGCUUCGGGCUCUUCAAUCAGGGCUACCUGUUGCUCGUGGUGGGCGUGGCCGGGGUGGUCCUGCCGGGCAAGUAAGUCAACCACAUAAUGUCGGAGGUCAACAAGGUCCUGGCCCUCAACCUCAGCAAGGCCAGCAAGGUCAGCAACCGACUGCCACGCGAGGCCAUGGUGUUCCUCGUGGCGGCCGUGGCAGAGGUGGACCCGGGCGUGGAGGAGCUCAGCAUGUUCAGACUGGAAAUCUCCCAGCAGGAACCAGUCAAUCGAGCCCUAGAGGUGGCCGAGGCGGACUCAAUGCCCACGCCCGACAAUUCAUCCCACAGGGUAAUAAACGAACAAGAGAAGAUGGAGCUGAAGCCCCUGACACUGGAAAUGGGAAGCGAAUUCGCGGAGGCGGCGCUGGUUCAAGCUAA